AUGGUAAGAGGCUUCAGCCUCUUCGUCGGAAACAUUUCGUACGACACCAACCAGAAAGAUCUCAGCCGCAUAUUCGGUAAAUAUGGAAAGCUCAGUGACGUGUUCACGUCCCGAGAUGAGAAAUUCAACUGCCCUAGGGGUUUUGCCUUUGUCAGAUUUCUGUAUGCGGCAUAUGCAUAUGCAGCUAUGGGGAUCUCCCUCGGCCAAACCUUUCUACUCCACGGACUGCAGGCCCAUCCUUCCUCGAAAUUGCUGCAGCAGGGGAUUGGUUUCAUCCCGUGGGAUAUCACGGUUCGGGUUGUUUGGAUUGCCAUGGGAUACAAAAUUUUUUCAUCUCACCAGCACCAACAGCUUCUCUUUACACGUAACGGAAUAUCAAACCCAAAAUUGGUCGAUUUACAGUCAUGCCAGAAGCAUCAGAUGAGCAAUUACCACGAAAACAAGACAUCUGAUGAAAAUGACAACAACCUCUACAUAUGA
This is a messenger RNA of Magnolia sinica, 480 nucleotides long. RefSeq lists its product as uncharacterized. The record is from RefSeq and is a predicted model, not a curated record. The transcript is spliced from 3 exons. Gene Ontology annotation, molecular function: RNA binding. NCBI's taxonomy places the organism in Eukaryota, Viridiplantae, Streptophyta, Magnoliopsida, Magnoliales, Magnoliaceae. Bases 1 to 480 code for a protein of 159 amino acids.